Messenger RNA from Naegleria fowleri, 1560 nucleotides. RefSeq lists its product as uncharacterized. The record is from RefSeq and is a predicted model, not a curated record. The coding region runs from base 1 to 1560 and encodes 519 amino acids. NCBI's taxonomy places the organism in Eukaryota, Heterolobosea, Eutetramitea, Acrasida, Naegleriidae. The transcript is spliced from 2 exons.
AUGUUGCGAUUUGGAAGAAUGCAUGGAUCCUCUCUCGCCAUGGAUGGAAGUUAUUUGAAAUCCUUGUGCCAGCAGCAUCAUCAUCAAUGGCCGGGGUUGGCACGACCACUAAUUAUUCCUAAAUUUUUAAUUGCACCAAAAUAUACGUUCCGAAAUUAUGCAAUUAUUGUAAACAAAUCGGUUCAAAACGUCUCCAAACAACAGACACAGCCAGCCAAAAAGUCUAACUUUGCAAAAUCUCAAGAAAAAUUAAAAAAGGAAAAAAUUCAACAAUUUGUUUUGAGCAAAUCAGAGAUGGACAGUAUCCAUGAUAAGAAACAAUUAGAAGAAACCUUACAAAUGCAAAAAUUAAUAACACAAAAAAUUCAAUGGAAUGAACGAAUACAAAAUGCCAAUGCUUCAGGAAAAUCUCUCUCUGAAAAGGAACAACAAGAAGCUGAAGAAUUUCAUACUCUCUUUUACAGAAAAAUUGUUCAAUAUGCACACUUUAGAGCAAUGAAUAUGCUCGAAGGCGGCAACACGAAAGAAGAUGAUGACGGAAGUAUCGGUACUUUUUAUCUAUUUACCAGCAAACUGCAGCAUCAGAAAUAUUUGGAAAGAUUUGAAUCGAAAAUAUUGAAGAAGGAAUAUUCGAGUGUGAAGGUAUCUACAGCACCAACAAUUGCUCAACAUUUAAUGGGCGUUCUAACGUCGACGAGUAUUGAGAAUAUUUCUGCAGUUAUUGAUGACACACUCGUGCUACCUCCUCAAGAAUUGAAACAUGUGUUGGAUUGGUCACAAACAGUGCUUACAGAUUUGACAUUGGCCACAUUUGUGAAAGCGAUCAAAGAUCUCAAUGAAAUGCAGAAGGAGCUGGCCGAUAUUGAAAUUAAGCUCAACACCGCAGAGAGUAACUCAUCGACAACAAAAGGAACACAAUUAGCCCUGAAGGCCAAAUACCACACACUCAUCGAAGAAAAGAAGAAGGUCAUGCUAGAACAGCUCUCAAAGGUCAAUCGUCUGAGAGGUAAAUUAUUUGUGGCAUCUAAAUUAUACGUGGCAUGCAAUGAAGAGAAUGUAUCAGAAAUUGCAUCAACAACAAGUGCUACAACACAUGACGCAAAAACGAACAGCAAUGACAUACCAAAAGAUGACGAGAGCAAGGAUCUUGAAAGGUUCACACUUACAACCGACUCCAAGCGCGUAUUAUUUGCAUACUCUGCUCCAGAUGUAGCUGCAAAAGAUUUAGGAACCUUAUUGAAACUAUCCAACAGGUACGAUGUUGCAUUGGCAGUUGUUACUGGAAGUGAACUGUUUGGAAAUUUCCUCAAAAAGUAUCUUGACAAGGUUGAUCACAUGAGGAUGUCAUUUCUAGGAAUCCAUCAUGAAGUUUUAACUCAUACUUUCACACGAGACGAUAUUCAAUCCAUUAUUGACCAAGGUCAAGAAGCAGAGCAAAUUAAGGAACAAUCUGCUCUUUCCAUUAAAGAACAGAUUGAAAAACAAGAGCAGGACAAUCAGAAGGCUGCUGAAGAACAUCCGACACCACCAAGUAUUUCAAUUAAAACAGUCGAAGAGUGA